Erinaceus europaeus (western European hedgehog) is the source of this 1267-nucleotide messenger RNA. It is a transcript of the gene CCDC138, whose product is annotated as coiled-coil domain containing 138. The coding region runs from base 176 to 1267 and encodes 363 amino acids. Lineage: Eukaryota; Metazoa; Chordata; Mammalia; Eulipotyphla; Erinaceidae. The transcript is spliced from 9 exons. The record is from RefSeq and is a predicted model, not a curated record.
CCUUCCCCGGCGCAGGCUCCAUCCCUGGCCCUUCGUAGGAGAUGUGCGGGCAGACCCGAGGGCGUGGCCUGUGACGUCGUGUAUCGACGCCCUUUCCCGGCGCAGGCGUCGCCCCUGCGCUUCCAGGUGCAGGUGUGGACGCGGUUCCCGGGGAGACAACGCUUGCCGGCGCUCUAUGGAGCCGAGGGUGGUCAAGCCGCCGGGCCAGGACCUGGUCGUGGAGCGCCUCAAAAGUCGCUACGGCCUCCGGGCCCGCGGGGUGGCGGAGUAUGAUUUUUCAAAUUUUGAUCAGGCUAAAUAUAAGAGAAGGUCUCUAACUUCCCCAGAUGAUUUUGACAUCUACUCAUCUGGAGACAAAGUUGGUUCAUCAUCAAGAUACUAUUCUAAUGAACAAAAGCAUUGUAGAACACCUCUUUUUAGUUCAUUCAAGCAUUUAAAUGUGAAUUGCCUAGAUGAUGAUGAAUUAGAUUUUUCUCAAGAUUUGAAACAACGGGAAAUUGAAGACUUUAUUGAGAGUGAUCACAGAGUUACUACCUCCAGAACAGCCAAGAAGAAGUCUUUUAAAGAAAUAGAGAAAGAAGUUACCCACCCAGCUAAUUUAACUGACAAUUCCAGGAAUUGGGCUGAAUGUUAUAGUGAUGCAAAUGACUCUCUUUUGAAACAAAGCAGCUCUCCAACAUCUAAAGCAUCAAAGAAGCAGCGCUUACAUCCUUACCAGAUCAAUCAAAUAUAUGAUGAAUUAUUUCAAAUACACCAGAAACUGCAGUGUGAAACUGUAGCACAGCAGGAGUUCGCUGAAGAGCUUCAAAGGCGAGAACAUUUUCUAGUUGAAAGAGAACAGCUGCUUUUCAGACAUGAAAGUGCCUUGAGUAAAAUCAAAGGGGUUGAGGAAGAGGUGCUUACACGAUUUCAGAUCAUGAAGGAGCAACACAGUACAGAAGUUGAACACUUAACUGAUGUCCUUAAGGAAAAAAAUAAAGAAAGCAAGAGACUAAGGUCUUCUUUUGAUACAUUGAAAGAAUUAAAUGAUAACUUGAAGAAACAGUUAAAUGAAGUAAUUGAAGAAAACAGGAAAAUGGAGGUCCAGGCUAAGCGAGUCCAAGCUCGUUUAGAUAAUUUGCAGAGAAAGUACGAGUUUAUGACAAUACAGAAAUUGAAAGGAAAUUCCCAUAGUACUCAGGAUGUGAAAAAUGUAAAACAAGAAAAAGUACAAGUUUCAAAAACAAAUAAGGUAGGAUAUGAUGGAAGAUUUCUCUUUGUUGUUUAG